AUGCGCCUUCUUUACCUGCUGCCCGUGGCGCUCUGGGCCGCCACCGUUUCUGCCCAGAGCCUCAAGUCUUGGGCGGGCACGAACAGCUACUUUCUGCAGUCCCUGGAUGACGGCCAACAGGUCAAGCACAUCCAAGACCUCGCCGCCCUCGGCGUCAAAGCAAUCCGUCUCUGGGUCCGUGAGCAGUUGUCGCAUUGCGAGAAGGGCUCCGUCCGAGGCCAGACUUGCCGCGCGCUUGAGAACCAAGAGUUCGGAGGUGUGGGGAGGUACGACCCAGUCACCAUGGAUCUGCUCGAUAAGACUCUGCUCAACAUUCAGACGCACGGCAAGGGCAUGAAGGUCAUCAUUUCGCCACACGAUUCGAACAGCGUCCAAAACAGCUACACCCUCAAGUAUCCCCAGAAUGACUUUUACCAUAACGGAAACGCCGAGGCAGACUACGACAAUCGCCUCAAAUACAUCAUGGAGUAUCAGGGACAGUACAUGAAGAGGCCUUGGAAGGAUCUGCACGACCUCAUCAUCGCCUUUGACGUCCAGAACGAACCUCUGCUCGCUUACAAGGGGACCGGCAAGCCUGGUGUCUGCAGCAUACCUGACUCGGCGAAGGGCUGGGUCUGCAAGCGCGCCACGAACAUGCGCAAAAUCCUCGGCGCAGACAACCCGAUCAAGAUCGCAAGUGGUGGCAUUGGCGGCGAUGCCAACAACCAGUGCUCGUUUUUGGACGAUGCGAUGAAGUGUCCCGAUCUGGAUGUCAUCGCCCUACACAUCUACCCAGACCGAAACGGAGGUGGAAUCGAGAAGCACUUCGCGGACUGGUCGAAGCAGGGUGGUGGAGGCAAGCUUAUCUAUGUCGAGGAGCUCGGCUUGACGUGGCGCAAGCUCACCGGGCCCGGUUGUGCGAACAAUGACCCCAACGUCAAGGAUUGGGACGUUCCUGCUGCCUUCAAGGCCUCAGCCGAGAAGCUCAACAACGCCGGUAUCCCCUGGCUCUCGUGGAGCAUUAUCCCCGACGUCGUUCCCGAGUGCCAGCAGGGUUUCAACGACGACUGUGACUCCACUCCCAUCCCUAUCACUCAGAAGAAAGUUGACUUCGCCGGACCUAUGAAGGCGGCAGCGGACGCCAACUUGACUCCCGGUGGCUUCGCCAUCUGA
Molecule: messenger RNA, 1152 nt
Organism: Trichosporon asahii var. asahii CBS 2479
Lineage: Eukaryota; Fungi; Basidiomycota; Tremellomycetes; Trichosporonales; Trichosporonaceae
Product: beta-1,3-mannanase
Exons: 3
Coding region: 1-1152 (383 amino acids)
Molecular function (GO): hydrolase activity, hydrolyzing O-glycosyl compounds
Source: RefSeq, a predicted model, not a curated record